Bemisia tabaci is the source of this 2416-nucleotide messenger RNA. It is a transcript of the gene slou, whose product is annotated as homeodomain transcription factor slouch. Gene Ontology annotation, cellular component: nucleus. The record is from RefSeq and is a predicted model, not a curated record. Lineage: Eukaryota; Metazoa; Arthropoda; Insecta; Hemiptera; Aleyrodidae. Gene Ontology annotation, biological process: regulation of transcription by RNA polymerase II; cell differentiation. Gene Ontology annotation, molecular function: RNA polymerase II cis-regulatory region sequence-specific DNA binding; DNA-binding transcription factor activity, RNA polymerase II-specific.
AGUUAAACGUUCCGUUGCCGCUGCCAUUCGCUCGAAUCAGUUCGCCCGCGGGUCUUUCGCCGAAUCAGCGUCCGAGACCUACUCGCAUGGUCAUCUUGUGCCUCAUGGAUGCUUGAACACGUGACGAACAGGUUUACCGAAAGUUCAAGCCGGUUUCCUAUCCGAGGAAUUGACGUUCGAUUGUGGGGUUGAUUCAAACGAACAAGGAAUGCUGGAAAUCUGUGCGUGUGUAAUCAUGCACGUUUGAAUGCCUGACAUUAACAUUUUCGUUCAAAAUGCGUGAUGAAGUGCUCGUUUAGUUCUCAAAAAUCAACGUAUUGUUUUUUAAAACAGCGUAAGUCUCAUGGUAUGUUUUCACUCGCGGAUGUGUUUGCAACGUUCCUGCGUUUCGAAUAAAAAAAGGUUUUUUGAACGCGUUAUCCCAGUGCAAUAAAGGAAGUUUAUAGUUCAGUAAGUGAAAUCUAAGGAAUGAAAGCUUGAAUUCAAGUGUGUAAAAAUGCAUUCUAAGCGCCGUUCAAUUUUAUGCGUGGUAGGUUCUUGAUUCUUCAAAGAAACAUUUCGGUUUAACAUAAUUUGACGCUUGAAUAAUUACCGGAAAUUAUUUUGACUUAAGGGAAUGCUAUCUUAUCAAUGUUCAAACCUUGAUAAAAUCGCGUUUAACGAGGGAAAAAAUGUGUGCAAUUUGUUCCGGGUCUUAAAGUACAUUUCAAAUCCUUAAAGGUCAUAACCGUUGUUAUUACUUUAUCUUCUCUAAACGUUUUUGUCAAGAAUUUGUGAAUAAUUUGGUGCAAUAAAGCAAUUACAAAAUGUUGCCUGUAAGUUUUGGAAAAUAUUCGAGCUGAUUUAAAGACAAUCUUGUGCGGAUCAAAAACCGCAAGACGGAUGUUAAAAAUGCUUUCCACCGACUUUGACAGUGCACCGAAGCCGUCGGUAAGAAUGCCCGCGUGAUUAUAAUGCCUGAAAUUUCCUCCCGGAGCCUGCGAAACGACCUUCAAGAAUGACGAUGAUGAUGAUGCAGCGAUUACUUCAAGAAAGUAACGACCACGCGGAGGCGGACCUCACCAAGUACUCGUACCCGGAGCCCAAAGGCCUGGAGCCCCCGGUGCCCCCCUCGAAAGCCCCCCGGCAGGAGAAGGCCCCCGAGCAGAAGCGCGGCCUGAACCACCACCCAAGCUCGGCCUUCCUCAAACCGGUCCCGGUCAACGACUCAACGCUCAACUCACCGAUGACCGAGAACCCGACGGAGAGCCACCCGGACGAUGAGGAGAUGGCCUGCGACGAUGUCAACGGCGACAUCGAGGUGGGCUCACCGGUGGACCUGACGAAGGGGUCCUCGUUGGCGGUGCGGCUGACGCUGGGCUCGCCGGUUCGGUCGUCGGCGGAGGACUUCUCGGCGGACGACUCGUGUCCGAUCGCGUCUUCGGACGAGGAGGCGGCCCGCGACCACGAGACGUUCCUGAAGAACCAGAGUUCGGGGUCGAGCGAGCGGCGCCCGGGCGAGAGGCGGCUCGCGUUCUCCGUGGAGAACAUCCUGGACCCGAACAAGUUCACCGGGCCCAAGCAGGAGGGGCCGGAUGCCUUCAUCCACCGCUUCCAGAACCCCUGCCACUGGCGACCACACUUGGAUCACAUCGGCUCCGAGUUCAGCCACUCAGGUGGGGACAUCUCGCGGCCUUUCUCGGACUCGCUGGUGGACGACGAGGAGGAGUCCCUGGGCGACGGCGGUCUCUCGGACGGGAGCGAAGAGCGGGAGGGUGGAGGACACCCGGACACGCCCGGGAGCGGCGGCGGGAAGCCGAAGAAGAAGUCGCCCUCGCACAAGGGCGGGGGUGGCGCCUCUGGGCCGGGCGACUCCAAGGGCUCCAGCGGCGGGAAGCCCCGGCGCGCCCGCACCGCCUUCACCUACGAGCAGCUCGUCGCCCUCGAGAACAAGUUCAAGACCACCCGAUACCUCUCCGUCUGCGAGAGGCUCAACCUCGCCCUCAGCCUGAGUCUCACAGAAACACAGGUGAAAAUCUGGUUCCAGAACCGGCGGACCAAGUGGAAGAAGCAGAACCCGGGGAUGGACGUGAACAGCCCGACGGUGGCGCCCUCUCAGUCGACGACGGGGCCUCCGUUCUUCCACCCGCUGGCCUACUCGGCGGCCCACCACUACCCCUCGUCGGCCUCCUUCGCCGCCGCCGCCUCCGCCAACCAGACCUACGGCGCGGUCGCCGCCGCCGCCUACUUCCACCACCUGGGCGCCCACCACUCCAGUCUCGGCCACGGACACUCCUCUUGAAACUGAAACAGGAAGGAGAACUUGGAGACUCCCAUCAAGGUCCCUUAUGGUCAAUCAUGGUCCCUUUUAAUCAAGGGCUAGGUUGGCGCUCCUUAAUGAAAAAUGAUACACUUGGACCGUGCCAAGCAGAAACAA